CGCGUCUUCUGGACUUCUUCACGGCUUCACCGCUGUGGCGCUUCACUUCGUAGCUUCCCGUUCUCGUCGCCGACACUGAGUUCGCGUAGCUGUUCCUCUUUCACUGCUGCUGCUUUGUUACUUUGAGCCAUUGAGGCCUAAAUUCGGAAGCCUCAAAUACCUAAAUAUGAAGAUUUCCUAGUGGUGGACCGAACUUAUGGGGAAGGCAAAGGGUAAGCAUCGUUUGGAUAAGUACUACCACUUAGCCAAAGAACAUGGCUACAGAUCCAGGGCUUCGUGGAAGCUUGUUCAGCUCAAUUCUAAGUUCCGCUUUCUCGAAUCUGCCCAAGCCGUUCUGGACCUCUGUGCGGCGCCAGGUGGCUGGAUGCAGGUUGCUGUCCAACGCGUUCCUGUUGAUCAUCUCGUUGUCGGUAUCGACUUGGCUCCGAUUGCACCCAUUCGAGGUGCAGUUGCUAUUCAGGAGGACAUAACGAAACCUGAGUGCAAGGCAAGGAUUAAGAAGUUGAUGAAUGAACGUGGCUGCCCGGCGUUUGAUGUAAUUUUGCAUGAUGGAUCGCCCAAUAUUGGUGGAGCAUGGGCUCAGGAGGCCAUGAGUCAAAACGCUUUGGUAAUUGACGCAGUCAAGUUGGCCACUCAGUUUUUGGCACCCAAGGGUACGUUUGUCACUAAGAUUUUCAGGUCACAAGAUUACAGUUCCAUCCUGUAUUGCUUGAAGCAGUUAUUUGAAAAGGUUGAGGUGGAUAAACCAGCGGCUAGUCGUUCUGAAUCUGCAGAAAUAUAUGUUCUUGGCCUUAAGUAUAGGGCCCCUGCGAAGAUUGACCCACGUCUUCUUGAUGUGAAGUAUUUGUUUCAGGGUUCUGUGGAGCCUCAGACAAAGGUGGUGGAUGUUCUUAGAACAACAAAGCAAAAGAGACAUCGUGGCGGCUAUGAAGAUGGAGACACAACUUUAAGGAAGGUUUCUUCAGCUGCAAAGUUUAUUUGGUCUGAUUCUCCUUUGGAGAUCCUUGGCACAGUCACUUCCAUAACCUUCAAUGAUCCAGCUGAUUUAAUAAUAAAGGAUCAUGACUUAACAACAGAGGAGGUAAAAGCUCUCUGUGAUGAUUUACGGGUUUUAGGGAAGCAAGACUUCAAGCAUCUGCUAAAGUGGCGGAUUCAUUUAAGAAAGGCUUUGUCACGCACUGAAAAGAGUGACACUCUUACAAGCUCAGAAGUAGAAGAUGGGAAUAAAGAGAAUGAUGGUAAUAAGGAGAAUGAAGAUGAUAAAAUACUCAAUGAAAUGGAGGAAUUAACUUAUGCAAUGGACCGCAAGAGUAAACAUGAAAAGAAGCGUCUUGCAAAAAGAAAAGCAAAGGAGAAGGCACGCCAAGCGACUGGGAUGCAUAUUGAUGCUUUAGAAGAUGGUUAUAUUGAUCAUGAGCUGUUUUCUCUUUCAUCUAUCAAGGGGAAGAAGGAUCUAGUAGCAUUAUCUACUACGGAAUAUGACGGUGAAGAUGAAUUAAAGGAUAGUGAUAAUGAAGAAACAAAUGAUGGUCAAGAGAAUUCAUCUAGUGACAUAGAGGAUUCUGAUGAAGAACAUAAAAGAUAUGACGAAAAAAUGGAGGAGUUAUUUGAUCAAGCCUAUGAGCGUAUUAUGGCUAAAAAGGAAGGUCCUGCAAAGCAGCGGAAGCGCUUGAAGAAAUCCUAUGAAGUGGGGAAUCAACUGUUGGAGGAUGGUGAGGCUGAUAAUAUUGUCCAGUCCAAGUAUGAUUCUGAUGAAGAGCAAGGAGAUGAAGCAAAUCCUCUGGUGGUUCCUCUUGAUGAAGGUUUAGAGCUCACCCAGGAGGAGAUAAUGGAGAAAUGGUUUAGUCAGGAUGUCUUUGCUGAGGCUGUAGAGGAAGGAGACCUUGGGAACGACGAAAGUGAAGUUGACAUGGAUAUAGAUGAGCAGGAGGAAAAGCCUUCCACUACAAAGAAGGCGAUAAAAAAUAGGACGAAAUCUAUUGCUGGAACAGAUAACCUAAAAUCUAGUGUAGAGGAGGAUUUUGAAAUAGUUCCUGCUCCUGCAACUGAUUCAAGUGAUGAUGACUCAUCCUCCGAUUCAUCGGACAAUGUUGAUGAUCUGCCCAUCGAGAAAAAAGCCGAGAUAUUAGCUUACGCGAAGAAGAUGGCGAGGAAAAAGCAACGGGAGCAGAUCCUAGAUGAUGCUUACAACAAGUACAUGUAUGAAGAUGAGGAGGGAUUGCCCAAAUGGUUUGUGGAAGAAGAAAGGCGCCAUCGGCAACCAAUGAAGCCAGUGACCAAAGAGGAAAUUGCGGCAAUGAAAGCACAAUUUAAGGAAAUCAAUGCCCGGCCUGCCAAAAAGGUUGCAGAGGCCAAGGCAAGAAAGAAGCGAGCUGCGAUGAAGAAGCUUGAGAAGGUACGGAAGAAGGCCAAUGCUAUAUCAGAGCAGGCAGAUAUAUCGGAUCGAUCCAAGAGGAAGCAAAUCGAACAUCUAUAUAAGAAAGCUGCGCCAAAGAAGCCUAAAAAGGAGUAUGUAGUUGCAAAGAAAGGUGUGCAGGUUAAGGCAGGGAAGGGGAAGGUUCUUGUUGAUCGAAGGAUGAAGAAGGAUCUUAGGAAGCGUGGAAUGGGUAAACCUGGAAAAGUGAUUUCCAAAAAGGCCAAAGGAUCUUCGAAGGCUUCCAACAAGGCUAGAAAGUGAAAUCAAGGAAUCUGAGUUGCCAAAUUUUGACUCCCGGACUGGACUCAUUUGACUUUCUUUUUGUUUUACCUGUUAGUCUUUUUUUUUUUUUACAAGUAGAUUAUAAUUUGUGUUUUUAUGCCAAUUACCAUAUUCUCAUUUUCAUUUAAUAUUUAAAGCGUAGUAAAAAUAGAAAUAUUCUUAAA
Prosopis cineraria is the source of this 2862-nucleotide messenger RNA. RefSeq names its product adoMet-dependent rRNA methyltransferase spb1. Bases 197 to 2677 code for a protein of 826 amino acids. Gene Ontology annotation, molecular function: rRNA (guanine) methyltransferase activity; rRNA (uridine-2'-O-ribose)-methyltransferase activity. Gene Ontology annotation, biological process: maturation of LSU-rRNA from tricistronic rRNA transcript (SSU-rRNA, 5.8S rRNA, LSU-rRNA); maturation of 5.8S rRNA from tricistronic rRNA transcript (SSU-rRNA, 5.8S rRNA, LSU-rRNA); rRNA methylation. NCBI's taxonomy places the organism in Eukaryota, Viridiplantae, Streptophyta, Magnoliopsida, Fabales, Fabaceae. Gene Ontology annotation, cellular component: nucleolus; nucleus; preribosome, large subunit precursor. The transcript is spliced from 13 exons. The record is from RefSeq and is a predicted model, not a curated record.